GUCGGUGCUGAGCAUCACGGGCGGCCACGGCGACCAGCACGACGUGCCGCUCGAGACCGUCAUGGACGCCUGCCGCUCCGGCGACGGCAUCUCCAUGCUGUGUGACGGCGUCGACGGCUGCACGAGCGCCGUCAGGCGCGUCGUCCGUCGCGGCGCGAGGGUCAUCAAGAUCUGCUCCACGGGCGGCGUGCUCAGCCUCAACGACCAGCCCGAGGACUCGCAGUUCUCGCCGGCAGAGCUCAGGGCCAUCGUCGACGAGGCGGGAAGGAGCGGCCGCGCCGUUGCGUCGCACGCCAUCGGGAAGACGGGCAUCAUGGCGGCACUCGAGGCCGGCGUCAAGAGCAUCGAGCACGGCAUGUACCUGGACGAGGAGGUCGCGGCGCUGAUGAAGGAGAAGGGCGCCAUCCUGGUGCCGACGAGGCAUAUUGUCGAGGGCUUGGGCGCCAGCGCGGACAAGCUGCCCCCCCAGUCCCGCGAGAAGCUGCGCCGGAUGACGGAGCUGUCAAGGUCGAGCCUGAAGCUGGCCGUGAAGCUGGGGGUCAAGAUAGCGCUGGGCACGGACACGCUAAGCAGCGACAGGAAGCAUGUCCUCGCCCACGGGAAGAACGCGAUGGAGCUGCAUUGGGCCGUCGCCGCCGGGAUGAGCGCCCUGCAGGCCAUAGAGAUGGCGACCGCGACGCCCCCCGAGACGUUGGGCGCGCAAGCUCCGAGGUCGGGGCAGCUCAAGGCGGGUUAUGACGCCGACAUCAUCGCCGUCUCGGAGAACCCCCUGGACGACAUUGACGUCCUGGUGAGGCAGAGCAACAUCACCCAUGUCUGGAAGGGAGGCAAGCUGUACAAGUCUCCGUAGGGUGCGUGGGAAGAUCCUGUAGAUACCAACCGGGAAAUUGGCCAGAUGAAUAAAUGUGCGCACUUUGAAGCAGAUGUAUAUAUCUGCAAAACCACGCAAUCAAGAGAGGCAUCCUUCAAUAUGCUCAAUUCUUCCCCCCUCUUGAUUCCCAGACACAGCAACUAGUCUGAGCAGCCAGUUGGCUAUAUCAGAUAGGAAGCCUCCUACAGCCGAGCAAAGAUGAUUAAACCUGAAGUAGUAAGCCCUCCAUACCGGCCCU
Messenger RNA from Phialemonium atrogriseum, 1109 nucleotides. RefSeq lists its product as uncharacterized. The record is from RefSeq and is a predicted model, not a curated record. Gene Ontology annotation, molecular function: hydrolase activity, acting on carbon-nitrogen (but not peptide) bonds. NCBI's taxonomy places the organism in Eukaryota, Fungi, Ascomycota, Sordariomycetes, Cephalothecales, Cephalothecaceae. The transcript has a single exon. Bases 62 to 850 code for a protein of 262 amino acids.